Glycine soja is the source of this 891-nucleotide messenger RNA. RefSeq lists its product as uncharacterized. The transcript has 2 exons. Lineage: Eukaryota; Viridiplantae; Streptophyta; Magnoliopsida; Fabales; Fabaceae. The record is from RefSeq and is a predicted model, not a curated record. The coding region runs from base 1 to 891 and encodes 296 amino acids.
AUGAUUGUGGCUGAAUAUGCAGCCAAGUUUGAGGAGUUGGUAAGGUACUUUCCCUAUUAUCAAGGGAGAGAUGGUGAAAGCUCCAAGUGUGUAAAGUUUCUGAAUGGCUUACGACUUGAAGUGAAACAAGCUGUGAAUUACCAAGGUGUUCGUCAGUUCCCACUUUUGGUUAAUAUAUGUCGGAUUUCGGAUGAAGACUCCCGAGACAGGGCAACCUAUUAUAGGAGUACAGGUCCAAUAAGGGACAAAAAGAAUGGGCCUCAACAUCGGGGAAAACCAUACUCGAACCCUCCUAAGCAAUAUGGUAACCGUCAUGACAAUCAGACGACUGUUGCUAGGGGAAUUGCAGGUGGUAGUGGUAGCAAACCCAAUACUUUCCCCACUCAAAUCACUUGCUACAGAUGUAAGAAGCCAGGGCAUAUCUCCUCAAAUUUCCCUGAUAAAGAAAUCCCAACUAGUGGUUCUGUGUUAACCUCUGAUGUGUGUUUGGACUGUCUUGUGGAAAUUUCUGGUAGAACAUUCUUGAUUGAUUUGAUUUGUUUGCCUUUGAGCCAGAUUGAAGUUAUUCUUGGUAUGGACUGGUUAUCUUCCAACCAUGUCUUGUUAAACUAUUUUGAUAAAACUGUGGCGUUUGAUGAUUCUAGAGGGAGUAAGGAUAUGAUGUUUAUCUCUGCCAACCAAGUUAAGACAUCUUUAAAAGAAGAUGCUCAAGUGUACUUGAUCUUGUCUAGCCUGAAAACAAAAACAAUGAUUUCCAUGUGUGACCUCCCUGUUGUCAGAGAGUUUCCUGAAGUGUUUCCUGAGGAUAUAUCUGGUCUGCCGCCUGAGAGAGAUAAAGUUUUCCAUAGACCUAGUACCUGGUGCUGGGCCCAUAUCCAUAGCCCCUUAUAG